CAAGGCUCCAGCAGCUGUCCCACUGGGUCUCUGCUCCCUUUCUGGUGAAUAUUCACAAGUCAGACUCGUUUCCAAUGGAGACAGUAAACACUCCAGGGAAACGAGCAGCUUUCAGGAGAUUUUGCUUUUGCUACAUAACCAAAACAAAAGUCAUCCUGAUAUACUCAGCAUCAAUCUCCACAGCACCCUUUGUUACUAAACUACAUUUUAUUGUUCUGAGGAUUUUGAAUAGAGGGUGGUCUCAGCUGCAGGCAGCAGUAAUCGCCUCGUAAGCUGAGAGUUUGCCGGUUACAGCUGGAGAUCCGGUGGCUUUCAGUAAUAGUUGUUUCUUACAAAACUGUUGGUACCAUGAAAACUCCUUUAGUGUUCAAGCCACUAAGCAACAUAAAGCAGCAGGAAACAAGAAUUAAGUAAGAGGGAAGUAAAACAGCACUGAACACUGCCUAUCAGUGCUGCUGUGCACAUUUUUGUUUUCUGAAAGCUCUCCAAAUCAGCAGCUGAAAUAAAAUGUUAGGAGAGAAGGAGCUUUGAAAGUGCAAAAAAUAGCAGGUUUAACUUUUAUAACAGUCAGAAUAUACCUUACAAUACUAGGGAUACAGCGAGCCUCAAAAUGGACAAGUUGGGAAAAGGUUCUGAAUUCAGGAGAAAUACCUUGGUUAGGUCUCGGCAACCAGGAACCACCUCUCUGGGGCAACCAGCCUCAGCUCCAUCUGCGUCUCUUGGCAGCACCCAGCCCAGAAGACCUGUCGUUGCACAACCGGCUGCUCGGGCCUGGGCAGACAAGCAGGCAGCACUGCAGCAGGACCAGGUUCAACAGGAUAAGAUCUGGAGAGAGUCUGUGGAGGCUGAACAGAGAGGAAGAAAAAUCUGGUACCAGAACUGGAGUUUUCUAAAGGACUAUGACCAAAUGGGUAAGAAAAAAGAGCACAAGCCACUGCCAAACUACAUGCCUGUGUUCUCAAGCGAAGUCCCCAACUCGACCAACCAGGCUAUUGGCAGUCGAAUCGAUACUGAGCUUGGCAGGGCUCUGGUAAAUACGGAUUACCUCUUCAGCACUGGUGCACGGAAAAGGAAACUUGAGGGCGAGCUCCAGGUUUUCUAGUGCUUCAAUAUAAACACAGCAGUAACAAAGCAGUAACAAGUUGAAUGGUUGUAGCCAACAGACUCUACAGUAUGUAAAAAAUUCCUCAAUCUUUCUCUCAGAGACACCAAUACUACUGUCUAGCACGAAUUCUCUUUCAAGAGCAAAGAAGGAUGUUGUCCAACAAUGCUGCAGGAGACAAUCCUCUUCGUAUUUGGGGUGACUGUGCCAUGUACAGAGUCAGCACUACAGAUCUCAUCCACCUUCCCAUGUAAAUCUACAUGGGAAUGUAUGGUUGCCUCUAACAUCAGAAAAAAAAAAAAAAAAGAAAAAAAAAAUAUUACGGCCAAAAGGCAAUUUCUUCCUGAAUUUUUAUCUCCUGAAAAUAAACAAUUCAUGGAGACCUGCUCAAAUGAGUCCCAACACAACAUAUUUUCAGUUCUGAAUGUCAGCACAAUAAAACACAGCAGCUUUCUGCAUUUCAUGUAGUUAGCCAAGGAUUCAUAGGCCUCUGUCCUAUGCACGUUUAAGCUUGCUUUAAAAAAUAAAAUCUAAGGCACAAGAGAUGUAUUCCGUGCUUUUCCACCCCUCCCUGAUGAGGAAGGGAGACCAAUUUUUUUCUAAACUAGUUUUCAUUUUUCUUUCUUUAGAUUUGCUGCUCUCAGAUUGUCUUAUUCAUUUUUUUUUUCUGUUUUGGCUGAUGGAAACUCACUGACAAGGAAACAGCUUUUCACAUUUUGCUCUGAAGGCGUGUUGGCUCAAAAACCCGUUUUACAAUCUUAGGAUCAUCAACCUUGAACUUAACGGGUUUGUAGUUCCUAAAAUCCAUGGUUGCCCAGGGAAACUGAGAUCAAGCUAAACAGACAAAAUACCUAAAGAACGUUCACUACUGCAUCUUCAUUACAUAGAUGCAAACUUUGUUUAUGACCAGUUAUUCUGUAAGGAGAAAGCAGUAAUCAGCAGAGCAUGGAGAAUGUAUAUACAACAUCUGUUUUUUGAACUGUGUGUAGCUUCUGCAGGGCCAUGCUCAGUCCUAGGUGGAGAUCAACAUAGGAGCCAUCACCAUUGCCUUGAUACAACGGGUAGCAAUCUGUGCAGACAUGAAUUGUGGUGGACAACUGUGUUAAGACACACCAAAUGGGAACCUACUCUUUAAAAAAGAGAUGAUCUUAUUCAGCUAAAAUGCUUUCUGUUCUCUCCUGUGAGCAGAAAACUGCACCAGAAACUGGUUUGUCUUCAAACAUCUGAAAGAGGGAGAGGAGAGAGCAGAUAAAUCCUUUCCUUGACCCUGUGUUGUCCAGAUCUUCUUCCAAAAACUGCACAGGCCACUGAGAGGCUACACAUUUAUUGGCAACUGCGUAAUAUCGGAAAGUCACCACACUUGCAUGCCUUACUCUGAGACAUCCCGAGCAGCCUCAACUCUUGCUAUGGGUCACAAACUUACACUGAGUGGCAGAUGUCCAGUAUCUGUCAGGCUCAAGCUCCUAUUCACGUAAGAACAUUUCAUUUAUAAAGCAUGGGGAUUUUGUUUUUCAGCGUGACAGCAUACAGAGCUCAGUGCUUCCUAACCUCCAGAUGGCACCAGUUCCACACCAAGUAACCCACUGAAAGGGACACUGAGCCACAGCAAGGCAGUGUUAGACAAUUCCUUUUCAAUUUCAAAGGACAUUAAAUAAUUUCAGAGUCUCGACUCUUGUUUGCUUUAUGUGAAUGCUGAGCAUCCCUCUCUCAGAGAAUUCCUGCAAACUGGAGGGUACGGGAAGCAGGGUGGUUGAAGCAUUCACACAGAAUCACAGAAUGUUAGGGAUUGGAAGGGACCUCAAAAGAUCAUCCAGUCCAAUCCCCCUGCCGGAGCAGGAACACCCAGAUGAGGUUACAUAGGAAGGUGUCCAGGCGGGUUUUGAAUGUCUCCGGAGCAGGAGACUCCACAACCCCCCGGGCAGCCUGUUCCAGUGCAUUAUUUAAUCCUUCCACUUCACAGCACUGGCAUUGCUUCAGCUGAAGCAUUUCUCCCAGAUUUGGACACCACCUUCCCUGUCUGACUAGAGAAACAACGAUGGCAACUAGGGUACGGGAAGAUAUGGCUUAUGAGGAAAGAUUUAAAAGACUAUUAAAUUUUAACCUGAAGAAGAACAAGAACAAGUAGUCUGGGAAGAAGAUGACAGUCUUUAGAUACACGUAUAGCUCUGGAAUGAGACAGGGAAGCAUCCAUAUUUUACUUGCGUGACAGAAAACAGCAAAAAUAACAGGCUUAAAUUAUAGCAAGGAAGAAUCAUGUUAACUUUUUGGGAAGCUAGUGGUAAGGCUAGCAGAGCAAUAGACUCUCUGAGGAAUCUCCACCUUAAAAGAUUAAAAACACACAUUCAUCAAGGAUUACAUAAUAGGGUUUGUCUUUCAGUGUAUAAAUUGAAUGACCACCUGAAGAGCUUUUCAACAAUUCUUUGAUCUACACCAGAGUUGUUGGGAUCAGAACACAAUCCUCAAACACACUUUUCAAACACAUUCAAAAGAAUAAUUAAAAAAAUCCAAAUUUCAAACACACCAGGUUUAAAUAGAUUGCACCUCUAAAAUACAGAUCAAUCACCUUUUUUGAUAGAAAAUAUAUUUCUAAUUUUUCUAACUACUCAUAUAGAAAAUGCUUUUCACAAAGUCUAGAUGUGUCUCUUCUAAUCACACACAUCUGAGAGGCUUGACCUCCUGACAGCCACGUAAGAACACAUCUCAAAGAGCAUGUUCAUGUCAUGUCACAUGUACAAAUGACAAUAACUAACUUUCUUUCAGCAAUUUCAGGAAGGCUUUACUAAGGAAUUGUAGUCCUGAUCAUGUCCUUAAUCACAUAGAGCAGCCGUUGAGAUGCCAGGUGGUUCCUGCCGUGGGUACCUGCAGUGAUUACGUGUACACAGCACAGUUACACCUCUGCACCCCUUCUCAGCUCUACUUCUUUGCACAGGUCACUUCAGACCACAACAAGAAAGCCGGCAGGUAUACCUGAAGUGGAGCCAAAAUAUGCAACAAGUUUUGGUUUAAUCAUCUAAGUGUGCACCCUUGGGAAAUGUAGCUCUGUGCCUUGUUGCAAGAUCACAGCAACCCACAACUGUACUGCUUCUUUUGAUGUGGAAUUAAGUUAAUACCUUGACAUUCGGAUUAAGCUAAUUGAAAUGACUCUAAAAUACUGCUGGGUAACAACUGGAUAGGAGCAGCUCUGUUCAUCCCCAGAACUCCAGUUAAUUCUUAUUUCACAUCGAAAUCAUCACCAGCUCUUGAGCACUUGACAUCUUAAUGACUAUCUCUAAGGGGAAAGUGACUCUUUAGAGAACAAAAGUUUCCCAUGUGGAACAGACCUGAUAAUCCAUGUGAUACGGGAACACUGUUGAACUGGACACCUUAUUUUGCUCAAUUAUUACACUCACUUUCCUUGGAACUGCAAAUUAUUUUAUGCUGCUGCAGUUAGCCCUCCUCUGGCACCCAGCGUUAUGUUUCCAAAGUUAGUUUGGAUCUCUCUACCACACACAGCAACCUCCAGAAAAGACCUUUUGGGAAUAUCCAAGAUUGUAAUCAAAACUGCCUUAGCACCUGUGAGUAGAAAGCAGUGAACAGAUAUUGCCUAGAUGCCAUUUUCAUUCCAAAUUCAAGAAUAAUUUUUCUUUUACCACAAUUAACUUUACCAACUAAUCCUUAUUUACAUAAGCAGAGUAUCUUAUAAAGACUGCAUGAGAUGAUAACAGCAUUGAAAUCUUGUAAACAGUCAGUGGAAAUUCCAUUUAUUAAAGAGAUCGUGUAGAUAUUAAACUGUGUUGUAAGCUUCUUGUAAAGACUUCUUAUGAUGUAUCACUUGUCCUUCAGUUUUAUAAGCUUUUUUUUCCUUUUGCUGCCAGAUCUCAAGCAAGAGAUUAUACAUGUUUAGACAAUCCAUUUUCUGUAUUUCUUUCAGUUAAAGAGCACAAGUGAGUAGCUACAUUAAUUUAAUUCUUCAGAAAGAUAUACUGCUUUCUCUGGUAGACUUUUGAGGAUUGUUAAUAUUAACUGUAACUUGGUGUAUGGAUGUGUCCAGGGCCUUGUAAUUUUGUGUGUUCUCAUUUUGAGUUCCACUUAAAAAAGUGUGAAAUACAUUUUGUAACAAAACAUAUAUAAGGCCAUAUAAAUAUGUAUUUCUCAUACUUUUAGAAUAGUCUUUGUAUAUAGUUCCCAGCCAGCAUCUUAACUAUAAAGUUUUGUUUUACAAGAUCAGCAACAACUGUAAAUCCAACUGUGUUUCUUAGAAAGUGUAUUUUAAACUGUUUGGGUUUUUGACCUUUAAAUUCCUCUGAAGUAAACAAAAUAACUAAAUGGG
Molecule: messenger RNA, 5411 nt
Organism: Columba livia (rock pigeon)
Lineage: Eukaryota; Metazoa; Chordata; Aves; Columbiformes; Columbidae
Gene: CIMIP5
Product: chromosome 3 C2orf50 homolog
Exons: 3
Coding region: 611-1102 (163 amino acids)
Source: RefSeq, a predicted model, not a curated record